AUGUCAGCGGAUUUCAAGUGCAACCUCGUUUCAUUUUUCUUGUUUUCGAUAUUCGCUGCAGCCGAGGGUUCUUCAGGAAUAAAAAGUUCGGAAGAAGGAUGGCGCCCUUUCAAGCAGACAUUUAAACAGCGUCAGUUUUUAAGAGAGGAAUUCCAUCAUCUGAACGUAACUCGAGUUAAAAUAGUCACUUUGUACUAUCUGUUAGAUUGUACAUUUGAAUGUUUGAGAAAUACUUUGUGCCUUUCAAUAAACAUUGCCGUCUCUAGAGGAGAAGAUGGAAAGCUAUGGUGCGAAUUGUUGUCUUCUGAUAAGUACAGAGCCGACGCUGAGAACUACAGCCAAAACAUGAGUUCGUAUCAUUUGUUUAUUCCGUCUCCUUGUUCUUCAUCGCCAUGUCAAAAUGGAGGAACCUGGAUCCCCAAUUACGACUACAAUUCUUACGACUGUCUCUGUGAACAAGGCUUCGUGGGAGAAUGUUGUGAGAAAGUUCCCAAAGCCAUAACGUCGUGCAAGGAAAUGUAUGACAUCCACAGAUCUGACGUCACUGAACUCGUUACCCUUCGUUUGGACUCCCAACCAGUCUCCAUUCUUUGUCACAUGGGAGAUUUUGGAUGUGGAGAUGGAGGAUGGACGCCGGUUAUGAAGAUUGAUGGCAGUAAGUCCACUUUUCAUUACAAUGCACACUACUGGAGGGAUUAUGAAGAAUAUAACCUUCUCGGGGGAAAGACUGGGUUCGACGGUCAGGAAACAAAGCUACCGACAUACUGGAAAACGUCCUUCUCCAAGAUCUGUCUCGGUAUGAAAAUCGGACAACAGCUCAGGUUCAUAGCCGUCAACAAGCAAGCUGACUCUCUGUAUUCACUGAUUGCUGAUGGGCAAUACCGCGCCACCUCACUGGGUCGAGACAAGUGGAAAGAGUUGAUUGGUUCGCAAGGGUCAUUACAGUACAACUGCAACAAAGAAGGGUUCAAUGCCGUUUGUAGUUGGAGUCUAAAUUCUAAAGCUAGAAUUGGUAUCGUUAGCAACAACCAGAAUGAAUGCUCCUCGUGCGACUCAAGGAUCGGAUUUGGUACAGCAGGGAACCCUGACGAUUCGAACACUUGUGGUAACGAGGCAAGUCAGAGUGGCGUAGAUAAUGGGAUAAAACAUGUCAAAGCCAUGGGAUACAUCCUGGCACAGUGA
This is a messenger RNA of Stylophora pistillata, 1182 nucleotides long. RefSeq lists its product as uncharacterized. NCBI's taxonomy places the organism in Eukaryota, Metazoa, Cnidaria, Anthozoa, Scleractinia, Pocilloporidae. The record is from RefSeq and is a predicted model, not a curated record.